This is a messenger RNA of Drosophila innubila, 4991 nucleotides long. It is a transcript of the gene Fancd2, whose product is annotated as Fanconi anemia group D2 protein. Gene Ontology annotation, molecular function: DNA polymerase binding. NCBI's taxonomy places the organism in Eukaryota, Metazoa, Arthropoda, Insecta, Diptera, Drosophilidae. Gene Ontology annotation, biological process: mitotic intra-S DNA damage checkpoint signaling; interstrand cross-link repair; double-strand break repair involved in meiotic recombination. Gene Ontology annotation, cellular component: nucleus; condensed chromosome. The record is from RefSeq and is a predicted model, not a curated record. The transcript is spliced from 14 exons. Bases 105 to 4574 code for a protein of 1489 amino acids.
AGAACGCCGCGCCGAAAAAACAUACGUACGCGGCGAAUUCUUUUUAAAAGAUCGCACUAAAAUUGUAUUUAAACCAACUCGUUUUGUAAUUACUGAGUAUUAAUAUGUAUCGAAAAUUUAAGAAGCGCGCCAAUCCCCAAAAGCCACUCAAUGCAAUUGACGAGAAUACAACAUAUAAAGUGCCUCGCAUUUCAUCAGUGGAUAAAACAGAUGAUGAAAUCGAGGCAUUUGUCGCCGAGAGUGAGGAGGAGAAAAUACCAGCUUCACAGGAGCAAACACAGCGAUUUCUCUCGCAGCACAGUAUUGCAUUGGCUGCUACACUUGGACGCACUCAGUCCUCUUCGAAGAUCAACUGUUCCCGCCAACCAAACAGUUUCUUUGAGAUGGUGCUCCUAAAUGCCGGAGUGCAACUAGAUAAUGGGGACACGUUUGUGCUAUCCUGUGAUCAUAUUGCCAUUGUUUCUAAGCUCCGGGAUAUUCUUGUGCGCUCCCCGAAGUAUCCCGAUAAUAUUGAAACCUUUAAGACGGGACUGAAUGUUGCCCUUGCGCCCAAAUCGAAAAUUGCACAGAAAUUGCUUAGUGGAUGUACCAUAGACACCGCUGGAGAAGAGCAGGCGUAUCAGUCUCAGAACAGCAUGUUUAUCAACUUUCUAAUGAUUGACUUUCUACGUGAGCCUUGCCUGGAGGUGCUGUUUAACAAAAUCGAGGAGAUUUCUAAGCUGGAUCGAGUGCAGACAAUUCCUGGUUGUCUGCCAUUGCUUCCUCUAAUGUUGGCCCAAUUGCGCUACUUAACGCUUUCGCAUAGCGAUCAGAUUUACAGCCACAUUGAACGGAUCUUUAACAAUGGCUCAGAGUCUUCCAAGUUGGAUAUUAUAAGUAAUGCUGAAUUUGUUUUAGAUGCCAGCAAACAUGAUGUUUUCGUGGAGUUGCUCAUCAUUAACUACUCCAGUAGCAAGGAUCUAUUUCAUUUAGGCACAGUGCAAAUGUUGAGCAACUUGUCGCUAAGUGCAAGAACUCAGGGAAAGCUACGAGAACGGAUAUUGGAGUUCAUCAAGGAAGAUAGCAGCUGCUCGAAUGUGAUUCUACCUCAUCUGAUUCGCCUCUUGCUUAAUAGCCUGAAUCAGGAUACAGACGAAAUUAUGCGAGAGCUGGUCUCCACACUGCGUGAAGUCUUUAAUUGGCGGCAUAGAGCACGUAACAAUGACUCUACGGAAAUGGUCCGGCCAACUGCCAAUGACAAACAAUCUCAAUUGGAAUUAUUUGGAUUCCUGCAACAGGGUCUAAGGCGCUCCAAGCGUUUCUAUCAGAUGUGGCAGCGUACAAUAGGUGGCCUGCCCGCCACUGAAUUCGGAUCUUUUGAUUUCAUUAUGAUGCUGCUGCUUGUACACAUCAAUGAGGAUAACACGCUAUACAUUGAGAAUCUUCUGAGACGUCGAAUUAAAUUGGAACACAUGACCGUGGAAAUAUUGGAUGAAGCUAAAACAAAUUUUUCGCAUAUUUUGGAGCAACAUAUUAGUGUUCUUAUGCACAUACUACAUGACUUUGUGCGCGAAAAGAAUCGCAUUGUGGCUGAAUUUGCCAAAUCUGCCUAUAGCAUACUCUUUAAAAUUUGCAACUCGAUACAAAAAAAUAUACUGAAGAAACUGCUGGAGCUGACUUUUGACAAGUCGGCACAACAUGUGACCACGAUGGCGUUGAUAUUGAUGCGGGAACUGCAGCGCAAGAAUCCAAAGCAUGUGCAGAAUUGUGCCAUGUUGUUGCUGCCGUUGCUCGAUCGCUUAAGCGACUUGACGCUGCCACAAACACGCCUCGCCAUGGAUCUACUAUGCCACAUUGCAUUCCCCGAGCCCAAACUGACGAAAUGUGCGCCAUUGCAGGAUCAAAUUGAAAUGGUGGUCAAGAAGCAGCAGAUCAACUGCAGUGAAUAUGUCAAGAAGCAGGGCAUCAUUGGCUGUGUGCAGCUCAUAGAUGCUGUGGCAAGGAUUGAGACAUUAAUAAUGGACAACGAAGACUUGCAAACCAGCGUGGAGAGCAUUACCUCAUUGCCCGAUGGACGCAGUAAGCAGGCAGCUAACCUGAUAAUGCUCACCCAGUCAGCGAUACGCAACUCACCUGAAUUGCUGGCAUUGUUCUAUGAUGAGUUGGCCAGCGUUCUGACUGUGCGCUAUUACAAUGCCGAGUCGGCUUACAUGCUGGAUAACAAGUUUCUAAUAUGGCUGUGCGAACUAAUGACCUAUCGCUUUCAACAGAGUUUUGUCAGCGAGCAUCAAGCGAGUGCGAUCAAAGGCAUUCAACUGGAAUACCAGAAGAACAUUAAUGAAUUAGAUGAAACAAAUGUAAAUACCGAAUCAGAAGUGCUCAGUAUUGGCAUUAACAUAUCUGAGCUGGUGCUGGCGCCAAAUAGCAACGCCUCUAACUCGAUUUAUGUGCUGGCGCCGCUUUUCAACUUGGUCAGUGUGCUGCACAAUCAACGCUAUCAGUACAGCCUGGAGGUGAUUAACGCACUACUUGGCUGUGCCAUCAUACUGCCAUCGUUCUUUGAUGAUGCCAAUUAUUUGGCCAUAUUUGACAAUUAUGAUGAGGAAAUGCAGAAGCAGAUUUUAAACAUUUACUUCCAUACUGUGAACUGGAUACGAGUUACAAUUUGCGCCUUUGCCUCACAGAAGCAUGGCGCGACUCGCAAGCGGGUUUUAAUGCGUCUAGCCGAUUUAAUUUGCAUUGAGCAAAGAUUGAAGCUACUUUUGUCACAUGCACCUGUUGGUUUUGUGCCACCACCUUGUCAGUUUCUAAAUAAUCCCAAGCAGGCGAUGGUACAGCAAGGAUCGCGAGACAAACGUCAGGCAGGCAAGGCAAAAUCUAUUAAUGAAUCUAUCAAAGAAACAGAGGAUCAACAGAUGGGCAACCAAUCGAAACUUGGAGAUUUAACCAUCAAGUUGGCUCCUUGCAAAUCCAUAAAAUAUAAAAUAGACUUUGAGCAUUUAUAUGGUCCCUUAGAGAGCUAUAGACAGCUUGAUGUGGGCAUAUUACUAUUGUUGAAGGAGGAACCCUUUACUCUAAGUCAUCCACUGGAGCCUGAAGAGGUUGGCACCCACUUGGGAUUGCUGGAAUUGCGCUUUAUACUUACAGAUCUAGUGCAUAAGUUGGGUACAGUUGUAAAUGGACAUCAGGACGUAAACGAAGCAGAUUCCUUGAGGUCACAUGUGGCCAAACCGGAGCAUUUUAUGUGCGAUUUGCAAGAGUGUCUGGGCGAAAUCAGUACACUGUUGAUAACCCUGGCUUCCCAUAUUGAUGAGCAGCUGGAAAAAGUUAAUAAUGUGCACAGCAAUUUGGAUCUAUUUAAGGAUAAAUUCAAUUACGUGAAAACCUGCUUUGGUCUCUGUAUACAUUUAUUUGCCUUGUACUUCUCAUGGAACGAGUGGAGUGACAAGUCGCAAGCACAGCUGCUACAAUCUUCAUUGCGUAAUGCAUUGCCAGCCGAACAGCGAAAGACAAUCAAGAAGCAAUCGGUAGCAAAUAUUGCCACCAAGGUCUUUGAUUACUUCCUCAAGUACGAGAAAUCGGUGCUAACUAUUGGCACAGCUGUGCAGCUCCAGCGUCUGUUGAGAAGUUUGCGCAAGUUGAGCUCUUCCUCCGGUGAGAAUGCUGGCAAACGCGCUGCCCAGCAAGCUGAGGAAAUACGUAAGACCUGCACUAUAAUGCUGAAACGUAAGUGGUAUCAUCACACGGGUAGCAUGGAGAAGGGCGCACAGUGUAACAUUCACCUAGACGAGCUGGUCAAGGGAUUUCUGAAGGAUUCUCCAUACGAGCGCCAAAAGAACAUUUUAAGUGACUUGAACGAGGAGUGCGGGCUCUUGAACAAAAAAGACAAGGCCUUAAAUUCAUUUCCCAAUAUUAAAAAAGCCAACUUUCCGCUGAUGCUUCGUGGUUUGUGUGAGAUUCUUAUUACCACGUUAAGCGGUCAGUGUAACACACACAAUGAUGGCGAUCGCUUCAAGCUUUGGGAGUCGACAAUAAGUUUACUAAAUGGACUGUUAGCCAUUGUUCAAAAGGUGGAACAACCUCGUAAUUUUGCACUGUUCUUAAAGCACUCGCAGUUGUUUUUAAAGCUGCUGCUACAACAUGGUCUUCCAGUACUUGAAACCAUUGUGCGCGAUAGUCCCGAACGCCUCGUCAAGUUUCUACAGGAACUGCAGAAUGUAACCAAGUUCCUGCAUAAUCUGUGCUGCCAUUCAAAGUCGAUUAAGAACACGGCCAUCAUUUGUUACAUUCCCAGUCUACGGGAAACACUUGAAACCCUGGUGUUUCGCGUGAAAGCCUUGCUAGCUGCCAAUAAGUGUCACGCUGCCUUCCACAUUAGCAUUUUGGACAACAAGGAUUUGCACGGUGAUGCAAUCAGAACGCCAGCCGGCUCCUUUGCGAACGAGACAAAUAGCGACGAGGAAAUACCCGCGGAUGAUACCAGUGUCGAUGAGACAGUUUUGGAGGAUAACAUGACCACCACUAGUGUGAGCAGCUCCACAAGACGCAGCACCAUCAAUCGCAGUAAAUCGUCUUCCCGCAGUAAAUGUUUUUAAGAACUUGACAAAUAUAUAAACUUGAUUAAACAAAAAAAUUUCAUCUGUUUUAUUCUUUAUUCGUUCAAUUCGUUCUUGCGAAAAAUGAGUCAAGUUUUGCAUAGUUUAUUUAUUAUCUGGAUGCAAUUUUAUUUAAUUUUUGUAUUACAAAUAAUAACAAAUGUAUGUAUAUCAAAUAUUUUAGUACAAUAUGCUUCUCACUUUUAUUCUCUUCAUUAACAAUAAUUGUUUUGUAAGACGUUAAAGUUUUGCUUCCUUUACUGCUGCUCCUCCUAUAAUUCAUUUUAAUUCGUUUGUUCUGAAUUUUCUCUUAACUUUCUCUCAUAAUUGGCGACGUUACUUUCACGGUUAAUAUAAGUCCCUCACAUACGUGUGUUCUGUUGUGAUGUUCGUUAUAAAAUUGUUAUUCAUAGAGUU